Phoenix dactylifera (date palm) is the source of this 1588-nucleotide messenger RNA. RefSeq names its product heterogeneous nuclear ribonucleoprotein 1-like. NCBI's taxonomy places the organism in Eukaryota, Viridiplantae, Streptophyta, Magnoliopsida, Arecales, Arecaceae. Gene Ontology annotation, molecular function: RNA binding. Gene Ontology annotation, cellular component: chromatin; nucleoplasm. Gene Ontology annotation, biological process: regulation of gene expression. The record is from RefSeq and is a predicted model, not a curated record.
AGGUCGCGGAGGACAUGCCGAACGCCAUUAGCGGCGUGGAUGAGGUAGAGGAGGAGGUAGAAGAAGAGGUUGAGGAGGAGGUAGAGGUCGAGGAGGAGGAGGAGGAAGAAGAAGAAGAGGGACGUGGUGGUGGAGAAGGAAAAACAAAGGAAGGAGGGGGAGAGGAAGGAGAACAAGGAGGAGGAGAGCCUCUGGGAAGGGGGAUAGAAAUGGUAGAUAGUGUUGGCGAGGAGAUACAGCCGGAUAGCAGUUCCUUUUCGUCAGGGUUAGUAGUGAGGUCAUAGGUUUCUUGUAGAUUUUUUGGAUUGAAUGUUUGAGCUUGUGUUAGAUUUUGAUAUUCCUGGAUCUAGGGUUAGCGGUUGGUCGGGCUCGCAUGUUGGCCCAAUCAAAUGCCGCUGGGGUGAUUCGGGGAAACAGAAGAUAACCCUAAUUUUUUCUUGUGUGAUAGAAAAAUCUUCGUUGGAGGAGUCGCGUGGGACACAACUGAGGGCGCAACCUCGAAGUUUGAGAACUGAUUCAGAUGGUGUACCGAGGCACAACAAAGUCCCAAACAAUAAGGAGGGAGGUUGGGCUUGUGUUGAAGGUUUCAAAAAGAGGAGGGAAGAGACAUUCUCCAAGCAUUUUGAGAAGUAUGGGGAAAUUACAGACUCUGUGAUAAUGAAGGAUAAGCAUACUCAUAUGCCUCGAGGAUUUGGGUUCGUAACAUUUGCUGACCCUUCUGUUGUUGACAAUGUCUUGGAGGAUGAGCAUGUUAUUGAUGGGAGGAUGGUAGAAGUCAAAAGGACAGUCCCAAGAGGAGAUCUGCCUUCCAAAGCAGGGCUUAAGACAAAGAAGAUCUUUGUGGGUGGAAUACCUCUAUCUUUAACUGAAGAUGAGUUGAAGGAGCACUUUGCCUCGUAUGGUAAAGUAAUUGAGCACCAGAUAAUGCUCGACCAUAGUACUGGGCGUUCACGAGGCUUUGGUUUUGUUACCUUUGAAAAUGAGGAAGCAGUUAAAAAGAUCAUUUCAGAAGGCAGAAUGCAUAAUCUCGGAGGGAAGCAGGUUGAAAUUAAGAGGGCUGAACCGAAGAAAGCUGGUGGAGAUCCCGGAAACAAUGGGAGGGUUGGUCAUGGCACUGGUGUUGGCAUUGUACCUGGUUUCUAUCGGGGUGGCACUUAUGGAUAUGGAGGUGGUUAUCGAUCUGGUGGCAUCUUUUAUGGUGGAAAUUAUGACUAUGGUUAUGGUGGGGUUGGUAGCUAUGGUGCAGGCUUCAGCUCUAGCUACGGCGGACGCUUGUAUGGAAGCGGUCGAUAUGGUAGUGGUACUGCAUAUGGUGGCCCAGCUGGUUUCAACGGGGUAUACGGUGGUUAUGGUGGCCGGGGAUACGGGAGAAGAUACCACCCCUAUGGAAAAUAACAUCUUGAUACAAUCAUGUUAACCAAGUUUUACUAUAAUCAGUUUACUGUGCAAUUCACACCCGACUUGCUGAAAUCAACUGGUACUAUUUUUCAUCUCAUAUUAACUUGUCGCUGUAGAAUGACGUUGCCUAUAACAUUUUGGUGCAUUCGGAAAAUGUAAUUCUCUCUCAGCUGCUCUUUACUGUGUUUUA